Messenger RNA from [Torrubiella] hemipterigena, 4322 nucleotides. The record is from the annotation of a GenBank genome assembly. Lineage: Eukaryota; Fungi; Ascomycota; Sordariomycetes; Hypocreales; Clavicipitaceae.
UCAGGCAUAUUGGGCAGAAGAAGGAGAGUGCAGAAUGUCACUUCCGACAUUCGGGCAUCAAAUUAGAGUAUUCCAAGAAAUGAUGACUUCUAAAACAUCUACAUGGCGAUUUAUAGUGCAUGGCAAUUGUGUAAAAGUCGGCUGCAUGUUUAACUAAUCACGUGUGCUUCGGUAGGCAGCUCAGUAUGGCGACUGGCGCUGGCGUGCGGGGUAUUCAAGAUAUCCCUCUUAAGGCUUAUUACAAGAACUAUUAAACUCCUGCUUGCUCUAUCUAGAGACUAGUUACUAGUAAAUAGUUAUACGUAUACUACUUCGGCUGUGGAACCUCUAAAAUGUCCGGUGCAGAAGUUCUUGGUAUUAUUUCUGCUGUGAUUUCCAUUAUCGAUGCUACGAUCCAGCUGAGUAGUGCUAUUAAAGACGAAGCUGGUCUACCAUCCAACUUCAAGACGGUAGCAGCAAAACUGCCUCUGAUUGCAAAGCUUCUCGAUGAUGCAGAGCGAUAUGUUGAAGAGGAAGCAAACGACGAUCUCGCAUCAACUUUCAUGCCCGUCUUAAGAGACUGUAAAGAGAAAGCUACAAAAUUACAGGUAUUGUUUGAAAAGGUUGUCCCGGCCAACGGUGACUCGAGGGCCGACCGGUAUAUCAAAGCUGCUCGAACCAUCGGCAAGGGUGGUCGUGUGGAGACCCUAAUGAAAGAGAUUCUUGAUGGCCUACAGCUUCUUACGACCACAUUCCCGAAGGUUACAUCUCGAAGAGGACUGGAAAAUUUGACAAAAGCGAUUGAGGAAGUAGGAGAGAUGGAGCCAUCCCUACCUGACGGAUUUGAAGACGCAGCGACGUAUGCACACUACGGCAGCGGUGCCCAGAAUGUCAAUACUGGGGUUGGGAGCCAAUAUAACAACAAUAGUACAGGAAAUCAGAAUAAUGGUCCUGGUAAUCAGUACAUUGGCACCAAUCACAUCGGCCCAAUCCACAACCACUAUCUCGCCGAAGAGAAACUAGAAACGCCGCCAAAUCCUUCGACGAAUAUGCCAUUUCGUCGUGAUAUAGACUUUGUGAAGCGAGACAUGCUUGACCAAGUCGAACACAGAUGUAGCAUGCCAGGUUCGUGGACUGCGCUCUUUGGUCUAGGCGGUGUUGGAAAAUCGCAAAUCGCUAUCGAAUACGCCUAUCGCGUCCGAGAGCGAUCAUCUGAUACGUGGGUCUUUUGGAUCCAUGCAAGCAAUAAAACACGGUUCGAAGAAGGUUUCCGAGAUAUUGCAACAUGCGUAAAGCUUGCUGGGCGGCAAGAUCCAAAAGCGAAUAUAUUUCAACUGGUGCACGACUGGCUUCGAGACGAAAGAAAAGGGCCCUGGGUUGUUAUUCUCGACAACGUAGACGACGCCAGUUUCUUGACUGUAUCGAACCCGGAAGCAACGAUAGCCACGGCAAAGGGUGCAUCUACCAGGCACCUGUUAUCAUAUAUCCCAUACUGCCAACAUGGGUCCGUUCUUAUCACUUCACGAAGUAAAGCCGCUGCAAUGGAGCUAGUUGAUCGCGAUGAUAUCAUCCCAAUCAACCCAAUGAAUAAGAAAGACGCAAUACAAUUAUUCCGGAAUAAGCUUGGUCACGACGAUAACGACGCUUGCGUUGUGGAGCUUGCUGCAGCGCUCGAAUAUAUGCCACUGGCUAUUGUUCAGGCAACGGUUUACAUUUCCCAGAAGCGUCCACGAUCCUCUAUUCGGAGUUAUAUCGAUGAGUUUCGCAAAAGUGACAAUAGAAAAGCUAAGCUUCUUAGUCAUGAAGGGGAAGGGCUUCGCCGAGAUAAAGAGGCUCACAACUCCAUUUUCAUCACAUGGCAAAUAUCAUUUGACUACAUUCGCGACGUCAGACCGUCCGCAGCGGACUUACUGUCGCUUAUCAGCUUCUGUGAUCGCCAGGGCAUUCCGGAAGUUUUGAUGCGAGGCAAAUACGGCUGCGCUAACAAAGAUGAUGCACAUAAUCUACAUCAUGCGACGAGUGGUUUAAGGAUUAGGGAUGCAAGUGACCAUGAUGCCGACGAUAGAAGGAGUAUUGGAAGUGACGGCGACAGUGACUGGACACGUGACAACUCCAACUAUAGUGACAAUGAUGAGUUCGAAAGUGAUAUUAUAGCACUACGGAACUUUUCUUUCGUUGUCGCCAAUGAGGACGGGACCGCAUUUGAAAUGCAUAGACUAGUGCAGCUCGCCACACUUGCAUGGCUCAAGGCGCACAAUAUCUAUGAACAGUGGAAUUAUCAGUUUCUUCAAGGUCUCUGUGCAGAGAUGCCAGGCGGAAACUAUGAGAAUUGGGCGAAAUGUCAGCUGCUAUUCCCGCAUGUACAGCAAGUGUCAACACAGCGACCAGACAAAAAGGGGGCAAUGGAAGAGUGGGCGACCAUCUUGUAUAGAGCAGCUUGGUAUGCGCUUGAAAAGGGGUAUGCAGUAGAAGCCGAGAAGCUUUCUACCUGGGCUAUGACAGCAAGGAAGAAAAUAUUUGAUAAGGACAAUGAGGAAGUGACUUCGUUGAAAGAAUUGGUAGCGUUGACAUAUAGCAACCAAGGGCGGUGGGACGAGGCGGAGAAGCUUCAGUUACAAGUAAUGGAGGCUUGCAAGCAGAAGCUUGGAGCGGACCAUCCAAACACACUGACCAGUAUGGCGAAUCUAGCAUCGACAUACUGGAACCAGGGGCUAUGGGACGAGGCGGAGAAGCUUGAGUUACAAGUAGUAGAGACUCGAAAGCAGAAGCUUGGAGCGGACCAUCCAGACACGCUGACCAGCAUGGGGAAUCUGGCAUUGACAUAUUGGAACCAGGGGCGAUGGGACGGGGCAGAGAAGCUUCAAUUACAAGUAGUAGAGACUCAAAAGCAGAAGCUUGGAGCAAACCAUCCAUCCACACUGACCAGCAUGGAUAACUUAGCGUGGACAUAUAACAAGCAAGGGCGAUGGGACGAGGCAGAGAAGCUUCAGUUACAAGUAAUGGAGGCUUGCAAGAAGAAGCUUGGAGCGGACCAUCCAGACACGCUGACCAGUAUGGCGAAUCUAGCAUCGACAUACUGGAACCAAGGGCGGUGGAAAGAAGCGGAGAUACUUGAUGUACAAGUAAUAGAGGCUCACAAGCAGAAGCUUGGACUAGACCAUCCAGACACGCUGACCAGUAUGGCGAAUCUGGCAUCGACAUACUGGAACCAAGGGCGGUGGAAAGAGGCGGAAAAGCUUCAGUUACAAGUAAUGGAGGCUCGCAAGCAGAAGCUUGGACUGGGCCAUCCAGACACGCUGACCAGCAUGGAGAAUCUGGCAUUGACAUAUUGGAACCAGGGGCGAUGGGAAGAGGCAGAGACGCUUGAGGUGCAGGUAAUGGAGGCUCGAAAGCAGAAGCUUGGACUAGACCAUCCAGACACGCUGACCAGUAUGGCGAAUCUGGCAUCGACAUACUGGAACCAAGGGCGGUGGAAAGAGGCGGAAAAGCUUCAGUUACAAGUAAUGGAGGCUCGCAAGCAGAAGCUUGGACUGGGCCAUCCAAACACGCUGACCAGCAUGGGGAAUCUGGCAUUGACAUAUUGGAACCAGGGGCGAUGGGAAGAGGCAGAGACGCUUGAGGUGCAGGUAAUGGAGGCUCGAAAGCAGAAGCUUGGACUAGACCAUCCAGACACGCUGACCAGUAUGGCGAAUCUGGCAUCGACAUACUGGAACCAAGGGCGGUGGAAAGAGGCGGAAAAGCUUCAGUUACAAGUAAUGGAGGCUCGCAAGCAGAAGCUUGGACUGGGCCAUCCAAACACGCUGACCAGCAUGGGGAAUCUGGCAUUGACAUAUUGGAACCAGGGGCGAUGGGAAGAGGCAGAGACGCUUGAGGUGCAGGUAAUGGAGGCUCGAAAGCAGAAGCUUGGACUAGACCAUCCAGACACGCUGACCAGUAUGGCGAAUCUGGCAUCGACAUACUGGAACCAAGGGCGGUGGAAAGAGGCGGAAAAGCUUCAGUUACAAGUAAUGGAGGCUCGCAAGCAGAAGCUUGGACUGGGCCAUCCAGACACGCUGACCAGCAUGGAGAAUCUGGCAUUGACAUAUUGGAACCAGGGGCGAUGGGAAGAGGCAGAGACGCUUGAGGUGCAGGUAAUGGAGGCUCGAAAGCAGAAGCUUGGACUAGACCAUCCAGACACGCUGACCAGCAUGAAUAACUUAGCAUGGAUAUACUGGAAUUCUGGACGCCUCGCUGAAGGAAAGGUGUUAAUGAGUCAGUGUGUCCGUCUACGACAAGCUAAACUAGGUUCUAGUCACCCAUACUACUUGGCUUCAGUCAACACUCUGUCUGAAUGGGAAAGUUGA